GAGUAGGAAAUGCCAUAUUCCAUGAAGUAAACCCAUUUAUAUCCAAAGAAACCAUACGUUUAUAAGCAAAAGAAACCUUUAAAAAAUGGCAAACAGUGUCACCCAAGGACAGGAAACUCCUCUGCUCACACCCUAUAAAAUGGGAAAUUUUCACUUAUCUCACAGAAUUGUGUUGGCACCCUUGACAAGGCAGAGAUCUUACAACACCAUUCCUCAGCCUCAUGCUAUUUUGCAUUACUCUCAGAGAACCACCAAAGGAGGUCUUCUAAUAGCAGAAGCCACAGCAAUUUCUGACACUGGCCUAGGAUACCCAGAUACACCUGGUAUAUGGACAAAGCAGCAGGUUGAAGCCUGGAAACCCAUUGUAGAUGCAGUGCAUGCUAAAGGUGGCAUCUUUUUCUGCCAGAUUGGGCAUGUUGGCAGAGUCUCAAAUACAGAUUUUCAGCCCAAUGGACAAGCACCCAUCUCCAGCACUGAUAAGCCACUAACUCCCCAAAAUCAAGCACAGUUUACUCCUCCACGACGGCUAAGGGCAGAUGAAAUCCCUCAAGUCAUCAAUGAUUUCAGGCUUGCUGCAAGAAAUGCAAUCCAAGCUGGUUUUGAUGGAGUGGAGAUCCAUGGGGCUCAUGGCUAUCUAAUAGAACAGUUCUUGAAAGAUGGAGUGAAUGAUCGAACAGACGAAUAUGGAGGGUGUCUGCGAAACCGGUGCAGAUUUGCUUUGGAAGUGGUUGAAGGUGUUGCAGAUGAGAUUGGAGGUGAGAGGGUGGGGAUAAGGCUUUCUCCCUUUGCUAACUAUAUGGAAUGUGGAGACUCAAAUCCAAAUGGUUUGGGGGUUUUCAUGGCUGAAUCCUUGAACAAGUAUGGCAUUCUGUACUGCCAUAUGGUUGAGCCAAGAAUGAAAACAGUUGGGGAGAAGAGUGACUGCGGCCUUGACAGUCUUUUGCCAAUGAGGAGGGCAUUCAAGGGCACUUUCUUGGUUGCUGGUGGUUAUGACAGGGAAGACGGGAUCAAGGCGGUGGCCGAAAACCGAGGUGAUCUCGUAGUCUAUGGCCGCCUAUUCUUGGCCAAUCCCGAUUUACCAAAGCGAUUCGAGCUCAAUGCCCCUCUCAACAAGUAUGACAGAAACACUUUUUAUACCUCAGACCCUAUUAUUGGCUAUAAUGACUAUCCAUUUCUUGAAAAUACUGCUUAAGUCUAUUCAGCUAUAGACAACUUAGACUGGUUUACCUGGGUUUCACCCACAAAGAACUCUACAAGACAGACC
Messenger RNA from Ipomoea nil (Japanese morning glory), 1264 nucleotides. Its product is annotated as 12-oxophytodienoate reductase 2-like. The transcript is spliced from 6 exons. Gene Ontology annotation, molecular function: oxidoreductase activity; FMN binding. The record is from RefSeq and is a predicted model, not a curated record. Lineage: Eukaryota; Viridiplantae; Streptophyta; Magnoliopsida; Solanales; Convolvulaceae. The coding region runs from base 86 to 1192 and encodes 368 amino acids.